UCGUCACGUGGCUAGGCCUCCUAACUCAACGGCAUGCAACAGCUGAAUCCGCGAUUCCACUCCAUGCUGCGAUUGCCCUUGUCGUCCUUUCUCAGGAAGUCCUUGAGCAUGAAGACGCGCCAGAGACUGGACUACCGCAACAAGCUGAUUCUGGCGCCCAUGGUGCGCGUGGGCACACUGCCCAUGCGGCUGUUGGCGCUGGAGAUGGGCGCGGACAUCGUUUACACGGAGGAGCUGGUGGACCUCAAGCUGAUCAAGAGCAUUCGCAGACCGAACCCGGCCCUGGGAACGGUGGACUUUGUGGAUCCCUCGGAUGGCACGAUUGUGUUCCGCACCUGUGCCCAGGAGACGUCCCGUUUGGUCCUGCAGAUGGGCACCAGCGAUGCCGGACGAGCCCUGGCCGUGGGCAAGCUGCUGCAGCGCGACAUAUCCGGGCUGGACAUCAACAUGGGCUGCCCCAAAGAAUUCUCCAUCAAGGGCGGCAUGGGCGCCGCUUUGCUCUCCGAUCCCGACAAGGCGGCGCUCAUUCUGCGCACGCUGUGCUCCGGCCUGGACAUUCCUGUCACCUGCAAAAUACGCAUCCUGCCGGACGUGGAGGACACCAUUGGCCUGGUGCAAAAGCUGGCCGCCACGGGCAUUGCAGCAAUUGGCAUUCACGCAAGGACGCGCGACGAGCGACCCCAGAAUCCUGCCCAUCCCGAGGUGCUGCGCGCCGUGGCCCAGGCGGUGGACAUUCCGAUUAUAGCCAAUGGCGGAUCGAAGAGCAUGCACUGCUACGAGGAUUUGCGCAAGUUCCAGGUGGAGUGCGGCGCCGACAGUGUGAUGGUGGCCCGGGCUGCCCAGCUGAACGUGAGCAUCUUCCGGCCGGAGGGCCUGCUGCCCAUGGACGAGCUGAUUGAGAAGUACCUGCGCCUGUGCGUCGACUACGACAACGCGCCGCACAACUCCAAGUACUGUGUGCAGAGCAUCCUUGGGGAGCUGCAGGAGACGCCGCGCGGCAAACGCUUCCUCCAGUGCCAGACGCUGCAGCAGAUCUGUGAGAUAUGGCAACUGGGCGACUACUGUCGGCGGAAGCAGCGGGAGCUGAAGACCCUGGGCAACUCAGGUCGGGCGGAGGUCGAGCCGCCGGAGGCGCAGGCCAAGCGUCAGAAGCUGGAGGAGGCGGCGACCGCCAUCGAGGACGAGUACGCCGGCGUCAUCUGCCGGAACAUGCCUUUCCUGCGCUCUACUUAUCCCAGUGAUAACCACCUGCCGAAGACCCAGCUGUAUGUUUACUCAGGAAGGGCUGGCAAAUCGCCGCCAGCCUACGAGACGCAGCAGUGCGACAAGCUGUUCCGGUCCAUUUGCAGCUACGACGGCCAGCGCUUCAGCAGCUCCUUCUGGGAGAAGAACAAGAAGCAGGCGGAGCAAGGAGCUGCUCUGGUGGCCCUCCUCCAUCUCGGCCAGCUGGAGGCGGAGGUCCUGCGCGAUAAUGGCAGCCUCCUCAACUGACCAGCAUCAAUCGGUUAAUUGUGUUAAAUGCUACCCACUCGGCUAUGUACCAACCUCUUUGUCAGGUCUUCAAUUGUAUGAUUAUUGCAGUGUAUAUUGCAAAUGCACUUUAUGUUGAGAGUUGUUGAAUACUUGUGUUACUAGGACUACAUCCGUCGGGCUCAUAUUAUGUGUAAUUUGUCAAUAAAGAGGAAACGGCCAAAAAAUAUU
This is a messenger RNA of Drosophila rhopaloa, 1701 nucleotides long. It is a transcript of the gene Dus2, whose product is annotated as tRNA-dihydrouridine(20) synthase [NAD(P)+]-like. Gene Ontology annotation, cellular component: cytoplasm. The record is from RefSeq and is a predicted model, not a curated record. NCBI's taxonomy places the organism in Eukaryota, Metazoa, Arthropoda, Insecta, Diptera, Drosophilidae. The transcript is spliced from 3 exons. Gene Ontology annotation, biological process: tRNA dihydrouridine synthesis. Bases 34 to 1491 code for a protein of 485 amino acids. Gene Ontology annotation, molecular function: tRNA binding; flavin adenine dinucleotide binding; tRNA dihydrouridine synthase activity.